GCUCACCUCUGGCAGAGCUGCUUUCCAGCUCCUGCAGGUCGGACUUGGCUCACCUGCACCCGGGACUCCGCAGGCCUCCGCGGGACGGGCUCACCUGCACCCAGGACUCCGCAGACCUCCGCAGGACGGGCUCACCUGCACCCAGCACCGCCUCCAGCAUGCAGCGCCUCACCGCCGCCACCAGGGCCGUCCUGAUCCUCAGCCUGGCCUUAGCUUCCUUCCACUCGGCUUGCUCCGCAGAAGUGAGUGGCAGCAACAGCUCAGCCUUGACUGCCCACCGCCCAGACCCGGGGACCCUGGAACAGUGCCUCAAUGUGGACUUCUGCCCACAGGCAGCCCGGUGCUGCCGCGCAGGGGUGGACGAGUACGGCUGGAUCGCGGCGGCAGUUGGCUGGAGCCUCUGGUUCCUCACUCUCAUCCUGCUCUGUGUGGACAAACUGAUGAAGCUGACUCCGGAUGAGCCCAAGGACUUGCAAGCAUGAGACCCAGGCUCGGUGCACAAAACGGUGAUCGCCACCAAUCUGGAGCUAAUGGGGGAGGGGAGUAGGGCUAACAUAGUUUCUACUGUUUAAAAGUCAUUUUCACCUUUAGGCUUCAGUUACUUUUAAAAGGAAAAGAAGAAAGAGUAGGAGAAGCACAUAAGGCAAGCCAAUGCUGCCCUCGCACCUCACUCCCAAGGGCCUCUGGGGCGUCUGUGCCCAGAUGGCUCCUGUCUUAAGAUCGUCCCUCUGGAAAUUGCCCUGUUUUAACCUUUCUUCUAGGUGCCAAGGGAGGUGCACAAGAAACAUAAGACUUAGUCUCAUCAUCAACAUGUUCAGAAACAUACACAUAACCUUCUCACCAAAACCGGGUCAUCGGCUUCUGUCCCUGGCUUGAGUCCAGGGCUUAACUGUCAUUUCAGAAUAUAAGAACUGGUCAGAUACGGUGGCUCAUGCCUGUAACGCCAGCACUUUGGGAGGCCGAGGCGGGCAGAUCACUCAAGGUCAGGAGUUUGAGACCAAUUUGGCCAACAUGGUGAAACCCCAUCUCUACUAAUAAUACAAAAAUUAGCCAGGCGUGAUGGUGCACGCCUGUAAUCCCAGCUACUCGGGAGGCUAAGGUGGGAGAAUCGCUUGAACCUGGGGGGCAGAGGUUGCAGUGAGCCGAGAUCGCGCCAUUUUGCUCCAGCCUGGUGACACAGCGAGACUCUAUAUCAAAAAAAUAAAUAAAUAAAAGAAUGUGAGGAUCGGUCGGGCAUGGUGGCUCAUUCCUGUAAUCCCAGCACUUUGGGAGACUGAGACAGGAGGAUCACUUUAGCCCAGGAAAUUGAGACCAGCCUGGGCAAGAUGGUGAGAGUUUGUCUCUAUUAAAAAAAUUUUAAAGUUAAAAAUAAAAAUGUGAGAAUCCCCUUGACACUCCCACCAUCUUCACCCCCACCUCAGGUCCUUCUCCAGCUCUCCUUCUGGCUUCCCCCUGCUUUCCACGGCUCUCCUGCCCACCCAUCCUCCCCACCGGCGCCCUAGUUCUGGCCUUCACCGCCUUUCCCUAGACCACAUCAGGGGUAUUGCAUUCUGUCCUCACGGCCUUGAGGAUCUUCCUCCCCAGCUCACCAUUCCCCAUGGGCAGCUACCAGGAUAGGCGCUGUCACCCUCUGCUGACAACAGUCAGUAGCUCCUAAGGACUAAAACUUCUCGGCACGGCAUUCAGGUCUUUGUAGGACUCCAACUGUCUCCCAGCACAUCCAGGAAUAAGGACUCUGACUGGUCCACUCCUCAUUCCGGUGUCUCCAGCUUCUCUGCUGUCAUUUUCUUUGCUGGGAUGGCUGCCUCCCAACUCCACCUCGAGAAUCAAGGACCUUCCUCCAAGCCCAGUUCGAAAGCUUGAUCUGCCUGGAGCCUUCCCAGUCAUCCUUGGGUGACCUGGAGCUGGUGUUCUUAGAGCACUUCUCCUCUACCCUGACAUGUGAAUGGGCCUCUCCAUAGUUUAUCCUUCUUCACACCUCUGGGGCAUAGUACACUAUUCAAGUUUGUCCAACGAGUGCAUGGGAGAAUGAAUGAAUGAACAAAUGAGUCUUUGCUCUAGAUGACUUAAGAUCCUCCCUCUGCAUUAGGAGCCUCCAUUUUUCUCCAGAUGGUUGAAAUAACCAGCCUCUGAAGGAGCCAAUGGUUUGGUCACUGCUUUCUCAGCAAAUUAUAGUCACUGUCACUUAGCGUAAAGAGUGGACCUUGCACAUCACCGUGAACUCUUGCAGAGGAAGAGAAGGCAGGUUUAUCAGAAGAAAGAAAGGACAAAAAUGACUAAUUAUGAAGCAAUUUCUGCCCUCUGUGAGAAAACAUGUAUUUAGAUCAGAUAAACUCUAAAUAGUCAAAAUACAAAAAAGAAAAAUGAAAGCCGUCUGAAACAGAAACAAUCUCUCGAAGAGGCAAAUGACUCAGAACUGCUCAACUGCUCUUUCAGAAAAUCUAAGUAAAUUUCCCUGACAACAGGAGCUGAAGAGAUUGCCUGGUUCAUCUUGUAGUCUUCCAAAAAAAAAAAAAAACAUAAUUUCUGAAUCUCGGAUGUU
Cebus imitator (Panamanian white-faced capuchin) is the source of this 2542-nucleotide messenger RNA. RefSeq names its product transmembrane protein 213 (gene TMEM213). The coding region runs from base 159 to 482 and encodes 107 amino acids. Lineage: Eukaryota; Metazoa; Chordata; Mammalia; Primates; Cebidae. The record is from RefSeq and is a predicted model, not a curated record. The transcript has 3 exons.